Molecule: messenger RNA, 1278 nt
Organism: Miscanthus lutarioriparius
Lineage: Eukaryota; Viridiplantae; Streptophyta; Magnoliopsida; Poales; Poaceae
Source: the annotation of a GenBank genome assembly
AUGGAGGGAUCCCUGGAGGCGCGGCCCGGUGUCCUCCUCGUCGGCGCCCCGGGCGUCGGCAAGCGAACCAUCCUCUCCCGGUUGCUUGCAGCGGAAAUACCUGGCGUGCAUGACUUAUCAUCCGGUGUGCUGUGUCAGGGGUGGACAAUUGAAACAAAGUAUUAUUCAGCUGAUCUUUCCAUCUGGACAGCAAAUCUUGGUGAAGAAUUUUCUCUUGGUUCCCUCCCUCAUCUAGACCGGGUGGCUGCUCUCGUUAUGGUCUUUGAUAUGAAUGAUGAAUCCACCUUGCUUACUCUGCAAAGCUGGGCUGCCAAUGUUGAUAUCCAGAGGUUUGAGGUCUUGUUAUGCAUUGGAAAUAAAGCAGAUAUUGUACCUGGUCAUAGCGCACAUAUAGAAAAUAGGAGGCGUAUGCAAAAGCUUGGGGAGUCAAGUUCUGAUCCACACCCUGAUUAUUUCGAUUUUGGGAUAAAUGAAAGUGAGGGUUGUAGCUUGUUAUCUGAGGAAGAGCCAUGCAUAGAGAUCAGAAACUCUACUGCACAGUGGUGCAUUGAGCAGAACAUAGAAUAUAUUGAGGCCUGUGCUUCCAAUGCUGACUUUGAUAAGUGUCUAUCAGUGGAUGGUGAUAGCCAAGGCUUAGAGCGACUCUUUGGAGCUCUUUCUGCACAUAUGUGGCCUGGAAUGAUUCUGAAAUCUGGAAACAGAAUAACUGUCCCAUCCUUGGUUGAAAAAGAAGAAUCUACGGAUGAUGAAUCCAACUAUGAUUUUGAGUAUGAGGUCCUGUCUCAUGGAUCUGAUGACCAGUGGGAAUUUGUUGGCGAGACAAGUACAUCCAGAAGCUUUGAGAGAUCAAAUGAGGUUGAUGGUACGCAGGAUCACACACAUCAAGUGGUGAAGGCUGGUAUUGACUCUUCAGCAUCCAACCCUCUCCCGAGUAACACGCCCACAGAAACUGCUGAAGAGAAUACUGUAACUUGGAGCAACAAAACCGACAAUAGCGAUCAUGUGGACACGACCACAGCAUAUAGCACUGAGGAUGAUCAAAGUGAUCUUCCAGAGGCUAACGAUCUUUUUGAGGACGAGCAUUAUGGUCUGGAUGACCUGGAGAAAAUCAUGUCAGAGAUUGGUAACAUGCGAUCCAACCUAAGGCUCAUGCCUGACUUCCAAAGGAGGGAGAUGGCUGCAAAGCUAGCCAUGAAAAUGGCAGCCACGUUUGGUGAUGAUGAUGAAGAGGCAUUUGAGGAUAUCAAGGCAAUUCAUGUAGUUCCACCUUACUGCUGA